AGUAUAAUAACAAACUAUAUCUCUGCGUGCUUGUAUGGUUUAGACUACACCCAUCUCUUUCCUAUCCAGUUAUUGCAGCCAGGUCGUUAUUGUGAAUGCUGAUGAAUUUCACUUUUUAUCUGGCAGAUAUCUUUCAGAAUGGUGUCAUUCUGAAAACGAAUGCGUAGGAAUAAUUUAAUUUUAGCACAUGUGAAAAGUUUUUUUCUUCCGGGGAGUUGUAUAUUUUUCCAAUUAUUUGUUUUCUUUCUCCUCAUGGAACAAAGACGAUCAUCAACACGGAGAGGGCAGACAAAAUGGACUUCAAUAAUAAUGGUUUUGAUGUCGUUUUGGAGCAGCUCUUCAGCGCAAUUCCGGUAUUCUGUCCUCGAAGAAGCUCCAGAAGGAACAAUUGUUGGAAACAUUGGAAAGGAUUUAGGUCUUGAUAACACCAUGCGGAGGGAAAGGGGCAUGCGUAUUGUUUACGGGUCGAAAGAGCCUCCUUUUAUAGUCAAGCAAGACGAUGGUGUCUUGUACGUGAACGGAAAAAUUGACCGGGAGGAAAUCUGCGAACGAAGAAAGGACUGCCUUAUUGACUUAAAGCUGGUGCUUCAAAACCCGCUGGAGAUUAAUCAUGUCAUUGUGGAGAUUGUGGAUGUUAACGACAAUUCUCCCAUAUUCCAGCAAAAAGAAAACAUCUUGGAUGUUUCUGAAUCUGCGUUGCCAGGAGCAAAAUUCCAGUUGCAAGCUGCGCGGGACGCUGAUAGUGGUUUAUUAUCUGUUCAGCAAUACAGGUUGAGUCAAAAUAGACAUUUUCGAUUAGACGUGAAAGAUCGCGGUGAAGACCGCAAAACACCUAGUUUAGUUCUCGAAAAGCCUCUUGACAGAGAAUCAGUUAAAAGUCAUGUGUUACUUCUGACAGCAUUAGAUGGAGGUAAACCUCCACGAUCUGGUAACAUGACAAUAGUUGUUAAUGUUUCUGACGCUAAUGACAAUCCGCCAGUUUUUAGUCAGGAAUCAUACACUGUGUCAUUAAAAGAAAACUCCCCUGUUGGGAUGACUGUGAUCCAAGUUAGCGCAACAGAUUUAGAUGAGGGUUCAAAUGGGCAGGUUGAAUAUUCAUUUGGAAACGACGUGGAUGCACAGGUACGUGAACGUUUUAAUAUAAACCGCGAGACUGGAGUCAUUGUUGUUUCAGGCACCAUAGAUUUCGAAGAAUGUAGCAGAUAUGAAAUUGAUGUUCAAGCAUCCGAUAAAGGCACAGCAACGCUGAACACAGAAACAAGUGUGAUAAUCAAUAUUGUCGAUUUAAAUGACAACGAACCAGAGGUUGAAGUGACGUCAUUUUCUCAAGCGCUCCCAGAAGACUCAAAGCCAGGGACAACAGUGGCGCUCAUUAGUGUGAAAGAUGCUGAUUCUGGUCUGAACGGAAAAGUUAUGUGUUACAUAAACCCAGAUAUUCCCUUCCUCUUAACUCCUUCCUUAAAGAAUAAUAUAUAUUCUCUAGUAACUAAAACGGGUCUAGACAGAGAACAGACAUUUCAAUACAACGUAUUAAUAGUUGCUAAGGAUGCAGGAGAACCAAGCUUACAUUCAGAAAUAAAUAUUAUAGUAGAUGUAUCUGAUGCAAAUGACAAUUUCCCCGAAUUCUCUAAAAAUCCGUACACAUUUUAUAUUCCUGAGAAUAACACUCCAGGUGNAAACGAUACAUGUUGGUUGGACCCAGAAUGA
Molecule: messenger RNA, 1707 nt
Organism: Poecilia latipinna (sailfin molly)
Lineage: Eukaryota; Metazoa; Chordata; Actinopteri; Cyprinodontiformes; Poeciliidae
Product: protocadherin gamma-B1-like
Exons: 1
Coding region: 160-1707 (515 amino acids)
Biological process (GO): homophilic cell-cell adhesion
Cellular component (GO): plasma membrane
Molecular function (GO): calcium ion binding
Source: RefSeq, a predicted model, not a curated record